Camellia sinensis is the source of this 1185-nucleotide messenger RNA. Lineage: Eukaryota; Viridiplantae; Streptophyta; Magnoliopsida; Ericales; Theaceae. The record is from RefSeq and is a predicted model, not a curated record.
GAGAGGGAAAGAAGUGAGAGAGAAAACACAAAACUAGAGUGAGAGACAGUUUUAGAGAGAGAAACAAAAGUUGUAUUGUAUAAACUCAUAGACUCAUAACAAUAGGGUAUUCUACUCUCUGAGAGAGAGAGAGAGAGAGAGAGAGAGAGAGGUGUUGAAAAAUUUGUGGCAGUGUGAGAAUUUUGAGUGAGAGAGUAGAGUGAUUGAUCAAUGGGGAGAGGUAGGGUUGAGCUGAAGAGGAUAGAGAACAAGAUCAACAGGCAAGUGACUUUCGCUAAGCGAAGAAAUGGCCUUUUGAAGAAAGCUUACGAACUUUCUGUGCUCUGCGAUGCUGAAGUCGCUCUCAUCAUCUUCUCCAAUAGGGGAAAGCUCUACGAAUUCUGCAGUAGUUCUAGCAUGCUCAAAACGCUUGAGAGGUACCAAAAGUGCAACUAUGGAGCUCCAGAGCCAAAUGUAUCCACAAGGGAGGCCUUGGUAACUGUUUUAUCCCACCAGGGAAUAUUUGAAGCUAAAGCACGUUAUGAAGCCCUACAGCGAUCCCAAAGGAAUCUCCUGGGUGAAGAUCUUGGCCCCCUAAACAGCAAGGAGCUCGAGACACUGGAAAGGCAGCUCGAUAUGUCAUUGAAGCAGAUCAGAUCCACACGGACCCAGUACAUGCUGGAUCAGCUCACAGAUCUUCAAAGAAAGGAACAUGCACUUAGUGAAGCAAACAAGAGCCUGAAGCAAAGGCUGGUGGAAGGAAACCAAGUAAUAUCGCUCCAAUGGAAUCCAAGUGCACAAGAUGUGGGUUACAGCCGACAACAAGCCCAACCUCAGGGUGAUGUCUUCUUCCAUCCCUUGGACUGUGAACCCACAUUACAAAUCGGAUACCAAAAUGAUCCAAUAACAGUGGCAGCAGCAGGGCCAAGUGUGAAUAAUUACAUGCCAGGAUGGUUGCCAUGAUAUUAAGAGUAGAACAGCCGCGCCACGGUAUGCAUUCCUCUCUCAUAGGGACAGUAAGUUCUUAGUCUUCUUGUGUAUGUUGUUUUGAUCAAAAAAAGAAAAUGUGUAAUAGUAUGGAUCUAUGAGAACCUAUAAACAAUUUUAUUUUUAGAACUCUGCAACAUCAGUGGGAGAGAACUAUAAGUAUUGUUGUUUUGUGCUUGCUCCAGCACUGCUCUUUUCUCUACGCUUUCUUCGUUCAAA